Messenger RNA from Pelobates fuscus (common spadefoot toad), 1377 nucleotides. It is a transcript of the gene TINAG, whose product is annotated as tubulointerstitial nephritis antigen. The transcript is spliced from 11 exons. NCBI's taxonomy places the organism in Eukaryota, Metazoa, Chordata, Amphibia, Anura, Pelobatidae. The record is from RefSeq and is a predicted model, not a curated record. Gene Ontology annotation, biological process: proteolysis. Gene Ontology annotation, cellular component: lysosome. Bases 1 to 1377 code for a protein of 458 amino acids. Gene Ontology annotation, molecular function: cysteine-type peptidase activity.
AUGACCCAUUUAUAUUCUGAAGAAGAACACAAUCUUUUUAGAGCAAGUAAAGUGAAAAGAUCAUUGGAUGUAGAAAGUUACUGUGCCAAGCGUGGCUGCUGUCAAAAAAGAGAUGAUGACUGCAGUGUCCCAUACGUCCAAAAAAAUUCAACGUGUUACUGUGAUAGAUUCUGUGACCAGGAACCAGUAGGACAUGUAGACUGCUGCCCAGAUUUUUGGCUGGUUUGUAGCCAUAUGAAUUUACAGAAACCCCCUACAGCAAACCCUUCAUUCAUUUCUCUGCCAUCUAAAAAAGGGUGCUUUGCAGAUGGAACAUAUUAUGAAGAUCAAGGCAUUAUUCGAGAAAACUGCAAUUACUGUACAUGCUUUGAAAACCAGUGGAUAUGUACUCAACAUAUUUGUCUUGUAGAAACUGAUCUAAUUAAAGACAUUAAUUCUAAAGAAUAUGGAUGGAAAGCAGAAAAUCACAGCGAUUUCUGGGGGAUGACCUUAAGUGAAGGAUUUGACUAUCGCCUGGGUACUUCAUCUCCAUCCCCUGCUUUACUCAGCAUGAAUGAAAUGACAGGUCGCGUGUCCUUGGAUGAAGAAUUUCCAUUGUUCUUUAUUUCUUCAUAUAAAUGGCCUCAGUACAUACAUGGACCCUUAGAUCAAAAGAACUGUGCCGCAUCUUGGGCAUUUUCAACUGCAAGUGUUGCUGCAGAUCGAAUAUCUAUUCACUCACAAGGGCACUUUACAUCAAAUCUUUCCCCACAACAUUUAAUUUCUUGUGACACUAAGAAUCAAAAUGGAUGUAAUGGAGGGACUAUAGAUGGGGCUUGGUGGUUUCUGAGAAAACGUGGACUGGUAUCUCAUUCAUGUUAUCCUUAUGUAAUGGAUGCAAGCAAUGCCUAUGUUGUAUGCAAUUUCUCAAGCUUUUCUGAUCAACGUGGUAAAAGUCAUGCAAUGUCAAGCUGUCCUAAUGCCUUUGAAGAUUCAAACUACAUCUAUCAAUGCAGUCCUCCUUACAGAGUUCCUUCCAAUGAGAGGGAAAUUAUGAAAGAAAUUAUGGAAAAUGGACCUGUGCAAGCUGUAAUGAAAGUUCACGAAGACUUUUUCCUCUAUAAAAGUGGAAUCUACAAACACACAGAUGUGGCAAAUAGUAGAUCAAAAAUACAUCAAAGGAGUGGCUUCCAUUCUGUCAAAAUCGUUGGAUGGGGUGUCACAACAGAAUCAGAGAAACAACAAAAAUUCUGGAUAGUUGCAAAUUCGUGGGGAAGAAAAUGGGGAGAAAAUGGAUAUUUCCGGAUACUGCGCGGAGAAAACCAUUGUGGCAUUGAAGAUCUGAUAAUAGCAGCGUGGUGCAGCAUUACACCUUCAGAUGAAAAUAAGAUUUUGUAA